AUGAACGAAUGCUACUAUGAUAAGCGCAUGGACUUUUUUUAUAACAGGACAAACACUGACACAGCAGAUGAGUGGACAGGGCCAACGCUUAUUGUUGUUCUGUGUUUUGGGACGUUUUUCUGCCUCUUCAUUUUCAUUUCAAACUCACUGGUCAUAGCAGCUGUGGUCAAGAACAAGAGGUUUCAUUUUCCCUUUUAUUAUCUGCUGGCCAAUUUAGCAGCUGCAGACUUUUUUGCUGGAAUUGCCUAUGUCUUCUUGAUGUUCAACACUGGCCCAGUGUCUAAGACAUUAACUGUAAAUCGCUGGUUUCUGCGUCAGGGUCUUCUGGAUACCAGCCUGACAGCUUCCCUGGUGAAUCUCCUUGUCAUAGCUGUUGAGCGGCACAUGUCAAUCAUGCGGAUGAAGAUCCACAGUAAUCUCACAAAGAAGAGAGUCACCUUUUUAAUUAUAUCAAUUUGGGCCAUUGCUAUUUUUAUGGGCGCUGUUCCUUCCCUGGGUUGGAACUGCCUCUGUGACAUUACCGCCUGCUCUUCCCUGGCACCUAUUUACAGCAGAAGUUACUUGGUGUUCUGGAGCGUCCUAAACCUUGUUGUUUUCUUCAUUAUGGUGGUGGUUUACAUAAGAAUCUACAUGUACGUCCAGCGGAAAACUAAUGUCUUAUCAUCGCACACUAGUGGAUCCAUUAGCCGCAGGAGAACCCCUGUGAAGCUUAUGAAGACCGUCAUGACUCUCUUAGGUGCCUUUGUUGUCUGCUGGACUCCUGGACUGGUCGUCUUACUGCUUGAUGGUCUAAAUUGCACCUACUGUGGGGUUCAGAAUGUGAAAAGGUGGUUUCUUCUCCUGGCCCUGAUGAACUCUGUCAUGAAUCCUGUAAUUUAUUCAUACAAAGAUGAUGAGAUGUGGAGCACCAUGAAAAAGAUGCUUUGCUGCUCGUCUGAUGACAAGAGCCAGGAGAGACGCUCGUCACGGAUUCCCUCCACUGUGCUUGGCAGGAGCACGGACACCACAGGGCAGUACAUUGAAGAUGGUAUUAUUCAAGGGACGAUUUGUGGAAAAGGAGAUCUUAAUGAUAAAGGAAACUCCUGAGUAAUUCAAGGGCCUGAGUUGGCUGAGAAAAGGAGGGGGAAGGGAAAAGUUUUGUAAGAGAAGAUUGACUGGCAAAACUGGUAAACAAUAUAUCCACUUCAUUCCAGAGCCUCAACUCCAGUGUUAACAAAAGUUCUUAUAAGUAAUUGACUGAUGGAAAAACACUUUGUAAUGAAGAAAACUUCCUGUGCUUCUUUUUCUUUUAAGUGCCUGAAAUUAUCUUUUUUGUGAAUGGAAUAAGUAUAUAUGAGAGACUUUCUGUGCAUGGAAACAAAAUGUAAACAGUGUAGUGAGGUCCUCCAGUGAAUGGCAUUCAUGCUUUGAACAGUUUCUUGAGGAGGAUUGUAGGCUUGGUUGGACAGGAUUGUGGCCUCUUCGCUUUCCCUGUUUACAAGUUCAUACUUCUCUUGUCCUCCUCCUCCUCUUGCUUUCAAGAUAAGUAGUUCGAUGGCUUAUUAAAGCUGUGCCAGAAGCCCAGCUGCGAUGGGAAGACCAAAUACCUGUGCGUGUGUAUGAAAUUCAGCCAUAAAUCAUCAGGAUCUGACAUUACAAAGUGUAUAAAAGCCAUUAUAUACAGGCGGAUGAGUGCUGCAAGGAGACAUGUUGCACACUUUGCUGCUGUCACGUAGGCAGCUGUGGAGGGUGGACUAACAGCAAGGCAGUGCUUAUUAAGCCUGUUUUUUACUUUCCCAGAUAAUAUCAAAUGGGUGGCUCACCCUUCUUUGUGACUGUUGUGCCACUGAGAGAAGUGAUACCCGAAACCCUGUUCUAACACAGCAAACUUCUAAGGGGUAUUUAAAUGUACAUAUAAUAUAUACAGGCUCAAUUAAUUUAUUUAAAAUAUAAAUUAAUUAAAGAAAAAAAGCCUGAAAACGACUUCAACUCCUACAAGAAUACAAUAUGAAUUAAUCAUCUGACCUCAUCUGGACCACAUUUAACCUCUGAUUUGCAAGCAAGUCUUAAGGUAAUAUGCUUGAAGAGGCCAUGAAACAGCAAGUGAUGAAGGGCUUUCAGCAUUGUGACUGAUCAUGUGCAGUGUGCGUGCGGUCACAGCCGUCCAAAAAAUUAAGUUUUGACUUAUGGACUAUGCUCUAAUGGAGGAUCCAGCAAUUUAAAGCUCUAGGGUAAUGUUUUUAAAUCAUAAGCUUUUAAAUUAAAAAUUCGAAUGUGGAUUUCUCAGUGGUCUAAGAACCUGUCUCUUGCUGUCCGAUUUCAACAGCAGUGAGCUUCCUGCUCCCUCUUCCUAAUUUCAACAGGAGUUACCUGUGUUGUCCUAGAGAAAACCUGAUCCCUGGUACUAAAUCAGGCAAUUGCAUGCAGAGACCACGUGGAAUUGUUGGAGAACAACAUCAAGAGCGUAUUGUACAAGGCCAGAAGAUAAUCUGUGGUUUGGUUUGGGCAAAUUCUUCUGGCACAAUUUGCUCGCAGAAAAUCUGGAUCAUGCUGGUUGAAGCAGAACCAGCGCCUGGCUUAAAGGCCAAGUUGAAGUUUUAUAGAAGGCACCGGGGGAUUUGGGAGCAGACCUUAGUUUACGAGCACAGCAAGCCCAUGGCCAGAGAGCACCCCCCCAACACAAGUUAGCUAGUAUGGGUAUGACCUAACAUUUCACAGUAAAUGCUGUAUUUAUGAGUAAUGCUGGAAAGGUUUACACAUGUGGUAUUUUUGUUGGUUUUGUUUUUGGCCAUUAUAAUGCAAUGUUCUUGUGCAAUUACUACUUCAUUAGUCUGGUGUCUUGAAAAUUACGUAAAGUUGUGCUUUGUAAAGACAGUGACAUUGCAAAGGCAU
Messenger RNA from Cygnus atratus (black swan), 2871 nucleotides. It is a transcript of the gene LPAR3, whose product is annotated as lysophosphatidic acid receptor 3. Lineage: Eukaryota; Metazoa; Chordata; Aves; Anseriformes; Anatidae. Gene Ontology annotation, biological process: G protein-coupled receptor signaling pathway. The record is from RefSeq and is a predicted model, not a curated record. Gene Ontology annotation, molecular function: lysophosphatidic acid receptor activity. Gene Ontology annotation, cellular component: membrane. Bases 1 to 1086 code for a protein of 361 amino acids. The transcript is spliced from 2 exons.